CGAAACAAUCUUGUAAUAAAAAAUUACGUUGUUUGUUUUGCUGUUCUUGUUAUUGUUGUUGUAGCAGUUGAAUUUUCCAAAUUGAAUUAAAAAUGUGUUACAAGAGUAUUUAAUUUAGUGUUUGUAAUUUAUUGAAAGUGGCCACAUCGUUGAACAAUCAAAAACAAACAAACAAACAAAACAACUAUUUAAUUUAGAUCUUUUUGUUCAUUGUCUAGAUUGUGUUGCCUUGUUUGUGUAUUGAUUUGUUUCCAUUUGUGUUUUAAUUUUGUAACUGAUUUUCAAUUAAGUGUUUCUAAUUGAGAUAAAAAAAAAAAAAAAAACAAUAAAAAAUUCACUUGUAAAAAUAAUUAAAAAUAUAAUUUAAAAUCAACUCAAAUAAUUAUGAAUCGUUCCAGUAUUUCAACGGACAUUAGGAAUCGUAUUAAAAUGUUUGAAAAUUGUGAGCUGAGAACAGACAGUGGAGAAGAAGGUUUGGCCGCACAGAACUUUGCCAGUCAAAGUAGAAUUGAUACGGACGAGCUAGAGAACGGUUGUCAAAUAAAAGCAACAACAAUGAUGAUGCCAACGCCACCACCACCACCGCCGGGAGUACAAACAGAUGCGAACGGUUUGAUUUUACCAAAGAAAUUGAUAAAUCCAUGUCUGCAGUCAACCGAUCGUAAACAGUUGCAUCGAGAAUUAAAAUUUAAUACAAAAAUGGGCAUUAGCGUUCUAAAUCAGAAAACAGAAUUGCAAAAAGCCUACGAAAAACAAAGAGAAAAACAACAGCAACAUCAGCAGGAUAAUAAUCCACAACAGACUCAACACUCACCCACCUUUGGCCUUAAAAGCGAACUGAAUCGUGUGAUAAUGGAAAGAGCUCAAAAGUAUGAACGUGCCCGCCUACAAUCCGAAUCUGAAAAUGAUGACGAUAAACAAUACGUGAAUCCUGAAUAUUUAAAUGCGAGAGCAAAAUUAAGAGCGGGACAAAGAACUGAAUUGAAAUAAGUUUAAGAAACAUUAAAUUUAACAAUUAACCAACAAAAACAAUAACUUUAAAACUCUAAGAAUUUAACUCGAAAUUAUAUUUAAUUAAUAUUUUUGAUUUGACUAAUUAAAAAUUACGAUUAUUUUGUAUUUUAUUUACUAUUGAGAAAAUUUCUAAUAAUAUUCCUCUUUAGAAUGAGGGUUUGUUCUUUUAUUUUCUUGUUUAUUUAAGUGUUAAUUAAACAACAACAGAAAUAUGUACAAUUUAUUUUUAUUAUUAUCAUUAUUAUAGUUAUAAUUUUUAUUAUUAUUUUUAUUAGUUUAAUUUAUACGUAUGCGUGUGUUAAUUAAUUUUUUAAAUAUUAUUUUUUGUUUGUUUUUAAGUUAAAAACAAAAACUAUUAAUAAUUAUCAUUUAAAGAAUAAUACAUUUAGUUUAGAAAAAA
Lucilia sericata (common green bottle fly) is the source of this 1414-nucleotide messenger RNA. Its product is annotated as protein FAM107B. Bases 385 to 990 code for a protein of 201 amino acids. The transcript is spliced from 3 exons. Lineage: Eukaryota; Metazoa; Arthropoda; Insecta; Diptera; Calliphoridae. The record is from RefSeq and is a predicted model, not a curated record.